Messenger RNA from Piliocolobus tephrosceles (Ugandan red Colobus), 2843 nucleotides. RefSeq names its product protein Shroom2-like. Gene Ontology annotation, molecular function: actin filament binding. Gene Ontology annotation, cellular component: apical junction complex; adherens junction; apical plasma membrane. Gene Ontology annotation, biological process: actin filament organization. The transcript has 4 exons. The record is from RefSeq and is a predicted model, not a curated record. NCBI's taxonomy places the organism in Eukaryota, Metazoa, Chordata, Mammalia, Primates, Cercopithecidae. The annotation marks the transcript as partial.
AUGGUGCCAUGCGCCUGCCUGAGUUGCUGUGACCAGUGUCAGUCUCUGCACUGUUUGGCACAAGCGUGCGCGCUGUGCGCAUUCCCUGAACUCCCUGCACUGCUUGACUCGAGCGCACACGCGCUGUGUGCAGUCCCCGAGCUCCCUACACUGUUUGGCAUGAGCACACGUGCGCUGUGUGCGGUCCUCGAGCCCCCUGCACUGUUUGGCACGAGAGCGCAUGCGCUGUGUGCGGUCCUCAACCCCCUGCACUGUUCGUUUGGCACAAGCGCACGUGCUGUGAGGAGCGAGCUGGGCUGGAGGCCUCACUCCUGGCAUGCCACCAAGUUCUCUGACAGCCACCCUGAGCUAGCGGCCUCCCCGUUCCCCUCCGCCAGCAGCUGUCCUUCCUGGUCUGGCCGACACCAUGCGAGUUCUUCUUCCCACGACCUGUCCAGUUCCUGGGAGCAGACGAACCUACAGCGCACCUUAGACCACUUCAGCUCCCUGGGGAGUGUUGGCAGCCUGGACCACCCCUCCAGUCGCCUCUCGGUGGCCAAGUCCAACAGCAGCAUCGACCACCUGGGCAGCCACAGCAAGCGCGACUCAGCCUACGGCUCCUUCUCCACCAGCUCUAGCACUCCUGACCACACCUUGUCCAAAGCCGACACAUCCUCUGCAGAGAACAUCCUCUACAGUGUAGGCCUCUGGGAGGCUCCCAGACAGGGUGGCCGGCAGGGCCAGGCCGCAGGUGACCCUCAGGGCUUGGAGGAGAAGCUCAGGUGUUUCCCGCCCAGGGUCCCCAGUGACAGCGACAAAGGCCCCAGGCCAGAGUACAAUGCCGAGCCCAAGCUGGCUGUCCCUGGGAGGUCCAAUUUUGGGCCAGUCUGGUAUGUUCCCGAUAAGAAGAAAGCACCAGCAUCCCCACCCCCUCCCCCUCCCCCUCUCCGCAGUGACAGCUUUGCUGCCACCAAGAGCCACGAGAAGGCCCAGGGCCCUGUGUUCUCAGAGGUGGCCAUGGCACAGCACUUUACGGCCCCGGCCCAGGCUCAGCCCCGUGGUGACUGGAGACCAGAGCCCACUGAUCGGCCUUGGAGGUCAGCACACCCAGGGAGCCUCGGGAAGGGAUCGGGAGGCCCGGGCUGCCCACAGGAGGCCCGCGCAGAUGGCAGCUGGCCACCCGCCAAGGAUGGAGCUUCCAGCAGGCUGCAGGCCUCUCUGUCCAGCUCAGAUGUGCGCUUCCCUCAGUCUCCUCGUAGCGGCCGCCACCCUCCCCUGUACAGUGACCACAGCCCACUCUGUGCUGACAGCCUUGGGCAGGAGCCAGCGACUGCCAGCUCCCAGAACGACAGCCUUCCUCAGGUGAAGGGGCUCAGCAGCUGUGACCAGAAGCUGGGGAGUGGCUGGCAGGGCCCCCGGCCCUGUGUGCAGGGAGGCCCGCAAGUGGCACAGCUCUGGGCAGGAUGCUGGCCUUCCGACACGGCCCCUGGAGCCCUCAAGAGUCUUCCCCCACCCACGGUGGGCCAGAGCCCACACCGUCACCUACCUCAGCCUGAGGGUCCUCCGGAUGCCUGCGAGACAGGACGGUGUUACCCACUGGACGCAGGGGCCGAGGGCUGCUCCGUGGGAGCCCAGGAGCCUCCCAGGGCCAGCCGUGCAGAAAAAGCCAGCCAGAGGCUGGCAGCCAGCAUCACGUGGGCAGAUGGGGAGAGCAGCAGGAUCUGCCCGCAGGAGACGCCCCUGUUACACUCCCUGACCCAGGAGGGGAAGCACCGGCCUGAGAGCAGCCCAGAGGACAGCGCCACCAGACCGCCACCGUUCGAUGCCCACGUGGGCAAGCCCACCCGGAGGAGCGACCGCUUUGCGACCACCCUGCGGAAUGAGAUCCAGAUGCAUAGAGCCAAGCUGCAGAAGAGCCGGAGCACAGUGGCUCUGACUGCAGCAGGCGAGGCGGAGGAUGCCACUGGCCGCUGGAGGGCUGGGUUGGGAGGUGGCGCCCAGGAAGAACCCUUUGCUGGCGCCUAUAAAGACCACCUGAAGGAGGCCCAAGCCCGAGUUCUGAGGGCCACGUCCUUCAAGCGCCGCGACUUGGACCCCAACCCAGCAGAUCUAUACCCGGAAUCACUGGAACACCGGAUGGGGGAUCCAGACACUGUCCGCCACUUCUGGGAGGCAGGCCUGGCCCAGCCACCCUCAUCUGCAGGUGGCGGGCCCCACCCGCCCCGCAUCGGAGGCCGGAGACGGUUCACAGCUGAGCAGAAACUGAAGUCCUACUCGGAACCCGAGAAGAUGAACGAGGUGGGCCUCACGAGGGGCUGCAGCCCUCAGCAGCACCCCAGGACAUCUGAGGAUACUGUGGGCACGUUUGCUGACAGGUGGAAGUUUUUUGAGGAAACGAGCAAACCUGUUCCCCAGAGGCAAGCGCUUCAUGGAAUCCUGAGAGACAAGCCAGAGAGGCCGUGGACAGCGGGCCGCACAUGUGAGGGCACGGAGCCCUGGUCGCGCACCACCUCCCUUGGGGACAGCCUCAAUGCUCACAGCACAGCGGAGAAGACAGGGACGUCAGACCCGCCGCAGAGGCUCGGCACCUUUGCAGAGUAUCAGGCCUCCUGGAAGGAACAGAAGAAGCCUCUGGAGGCCAGGAGCUCCGGGCGCUGCCACUCAGCGGAUGACAUCCUGGAUGUGGGCCUGGACCCGCACGAGAGGCCGCAGCACGUUCAUGGGAGGUCCCGGUCUUCGCCAUCCACAGACCACUACAAGCAGGAAGCUUCUGUCGAACUGCGAAGGCAGGCAGGGGACCCUGGCGAGCACAGAGAAGAGCUUCCCUUCACGGUCCGGGCCAAGGAGGGACAGUCCACGCUGAG